AUGGCUGGUAACGUCAAAAACCAAAAAAGAAACCCUAGCUGUUAUGUUGGAGAAGCAAAAAACCUGUUACGAAACGGUUUUGGAAUGUAUGUGUAUCCCAACAGCUUCUUUCGCUAUGAGGGACAAUGGGAUAUGGGAGAAAAGCACGGACAUGGAAAACUCCUGAUGAAGGAUGGAAGUUACUAUGAGGGCGACUUUUCCCAUGGGGAAAUAGAGGGGAAUGGGAAGAGAUUCUGGGCAAAAACAGGACAUACCUACUCAGGGCAGUUUAGCAAAGGUGAGCUCCAUGGAUACGGGGCCAUGGAGAGAGCCAACGGAGAGAGAUAUGAGGGGGAGUUCUCUUCUGGGCUUCGAGAUGGUCAUGGGUUCCUUGAAGACCAAUAUAGACAGACGUACAAAGGAUCAUUUCAUGAGAACAAAAGACAUGGUGAAGGUCAAAUGCAGUACAGAAAUGGAGACCAAUAUGAAGGUUGUUGGCUGCAAGACCAAAGACAAGGCCAUGGGGUUAUGCAGUUUGGAGAAGGCUCAGUGUAUGAGGGCCAGUGGCGCAACAACCUCUUCAACGGACAGGGCAGCUUGAUCCACUGCUCUGGGGUCAUCUAUGAGGGAGUGUGGCUCAAUGGCAAACCACUGGGUGGCGCAUCCAAUAUUGUCAUAGAGGGAGGCGAUGUUUUGGAGGUCUUCCAAGAGUCUCCAUUUUCAGUGGAAGUGCAACUUCAGACUAAGGACGGGGAGAAAACAACAGGUGAAAACGGCAGAGUCCUCCAGAUAUCAGCCGGUAUCAGACUCCCUGAUGUCUCUCCGUCAGCUCCUGCCAGCCUGCUCAAGAUGUUCGAAGAUGUCAAAGCCCUUGUCCAGACACCGUUUGGCUUUCAGGUUGUCAGCUAUCCUUUGAUGGAGAGAGCCUUUGAAAGCCCGGACUCUGGAGGCCCUGAAUUCCCCCUCGCCACGGCUGCAGCUCCCUCUCCGCUGGCGGUGGCGGUGGCGGUGGCGGGGGCUAAAUCGGUGGCGCAGGCUGACUCGUCGCUCCCGGAGGGCGAGUGGGAGUUUGGAAGUGGAUCAGACGGCCAGGCACAUGGGAGAGGUGCCACAGUCCCACACAGCUACCUGGACGGAAAGGAAGUCAGCAUGGAUCGGUCCGGAAAGGCAGAGUCCUCCACCGUCACAGAGUGUUCCUCAGGGCUUUUUCCUGGACAGCAAGGGGUAUCUCCAGCCAAUCAGAGGGUAAAGGACGGUCAAGCCAAAUUCCAGGAUAUAAUGUUAGCACUUCCCCCUCCUGAUUUUAUACCCUAUCAGCUACUGGAUGAGAUGGACAAGAGAAAUGUCAGAAAGUUAUCCACCCGUGUAGAUAAACUGGGACUCUCACAGGAUAAAAGCUCUGAUAGCAGGUCUGGCACUGCGCCCCGUUUGGCCAACAACACCAAGGUGAACCCUCUAGACAGCAGGACUGUGAGACCAGGUGAAUAUGUAAUAAUGGUGAAAGAAGUGACCAGCCCACCGUUCCUAGAGCAGACGUUGCCUCCAGCUUUCACCCUGCUUCGAGUGUGUCCGGCCAAGUCCAAGAGUAAGAUGGGCCUCACGGACAAGAGCAAGUGAACAUGUGUGAUGACCACCAUGUGAGGGCUACAUGUGAACCAUGCUGUCAAGACUUGUUUAGAAUCUCCGAACACCGAGAAGCCUUAUUUUACGAUAAAAUACAGUUAGGAGUGAGUAUUUUUGCUCUUAUCUAUGAAGUUAUGAAACAUUGGCAUUCUCGCUGAUUUUUUUUUUUUUUGCUUUUGGUUUUUACUGUUGUUUGAUUGAGGUCAGUAUUUAGGUCUCGAUAUGAAGUGGUGUAGAGAGAGUACACUGUUUUCCUUUCCAACAGUAGGGCAAUGUGUAUGCUGUUGGAAAGUUACCAUUGCUGCUGCAAGGGAAGCAGGUCAUUUAAGGGCUGUCUAAGCAUGUUUAUUUUCAUUCAUUCCACAUGUGUUGGACCUGAAGCUUUAUUAUCCUCAAGAAAUGUUGAGACCUUUCCCAAGACAUGACUGAAUGUUACA
Hypomesus transpacificus is the source of this 2039-nucleotide messenger RNA. RefSeq names its product MORN repeat-containing protein 1-like. The record is from RefSeq and is a predicted model, not a curated record. NCBI's taxonomy places the organism in Eukaryota, Metazoa, Chordata, Actinopteri, Osmeriformes, Osmeridae. The coding region runs from base 1 to 1596 and encodes 531 amino acids. The transcript is spliced from 15 exons.